Orussus abietinus is the source of this 1660-nucleotide messenger RNA. It is a transcript of the gene Idgf4, whose product is annotated as chitinase-like protein Idgf4. The transcript is spliced from 6 exons. Gene Ontology annotation, biological process: chitin catabolic process; carbohydrate metabolic process. NCBI's taxonomy places the organism in Eukaryota, Metazoa, Arthropoda, Insecta, Hymenoptera, Orussidae. Gene Ontology annotation, molecular function: chitin binding. The record is from RefSeq and is a predicted model, not a curated record. Bases 162 to 1472 code for a protein of 436 amino acids. Gene Ontology annotation, cellular component: extracellular region.
GCCGCGGUUCCGACGAGACGACGAUGAAACGCUCUUUCUUCAAGACCGGUGACGUAAUUCGUGCAAGCCCCACCACUGGUGCAGAAAAACAAGACGAAGUAUCAAAGUCCCCGGGAGUCCGAACCUUUCGGACAGUCUGACUCUUGCUGCGAGAACACAAGAUGAAGACCUUACCGUUUAUCGCCGUCGUGCUGUUCCUGUGCGGGGAGCACGCGGUGUUGUCCGCGGAUCCUCACGAGCACAACAAGGUGGUCUGCUAUUGGAAUUCAACGUCCUUCGAGAGAUCAGGUCCUGGCAAAUUCCAAGUGGACGACCUUCGCCCAGCCUUGUCGCUGUGUACGCAUCUGAUUUACGGAUUCGCCGGCAUAAACGCUAACGACUUCGAGGUGGUGCCCCUAAAUCCGAGUUUGGACACCGGGGCAGGGUACGCCUUUUACAGACUGGUAACUCAGCUGAAGAGGUCCUUCCCCGACCUGAAGGUCUACCUUGGAAUCGGAGGUAACGCGGACCCCUACGAGGACACUCACAAGUACCUCACCGUGCUCGAGACCAGCGAGGCGCGAACGAAAUUCAUCAACUCGGUGAAUCGCCUCUUUAAUGACUACGACUUCGACGGGGUGGACCUCGCCUGGCAAUUCCCGGAGGUCAAGGUGAAGAAGAACCGCGGCACCUUCGGCUCCCUGUGGCACGGCAUCAAGAAGACCUUCGGCUAUGGGAAGUUUAAGGACGACAAGGAGGAGGAGCACCGCGACGGGUUCACCAUCCUGGUCCGAGACUUGAAGGCUCAGCUCCGGCCCAAGAACAAGGCCGUGACCCUGUCGAUCCUGCCGCACGUGAACGCCAGUGUAUAUUACGACGCAAGACUGAUCGCCCCGAACCUGGACGCCGUCCACAUCCUGGCCUUCGACCAGAAGACCCCGGAGCGCAACCCCAAGGAAGCGGACUACCCUGCACCCAUCUACGAGAGCUACGGGCGCGUCCCUCAGGACAACAUCGACUCCAGUGUCAGGUACUGGCUGGAGCGCGGAACUCCAGGGACCAAGGUGAUCAUCGGCAUCCCCGCGUUCGCUCGCACGUGGAAGUUGACAUCCGAUAGUCAGAUCUCCGGAGUACCCCCGAUAGAGACCGAUGGACCAGGUGCCGAAGGACCCCACACGGCGACUCCUGGCCUCCUUUCAUAUGCCGAAGUCUGCUCUCGCCUGACCGAGCACGCGGUUGGACGGCUGCGACGGGUCGGCGAUCCCUCCAAAAAGUACGGUUCCUACGCUUAUCAGCCAUACAACGAGGAGACCAGCGCAGAUGGGAUCUGGGUUGGCUACGAGGACCCCGACACCGCGGGCAACAAGGCGUCUUACGCCAAGGCCAAGGGUCUGGGUGGCGUGGCGAUCUACGACAUCUCCUUGGACGACUUCAGGGGCGUCUGUACCGGCGACAAGUUCCCCAUCACCAGGGCCGCCAAAUACAAACUGUGAGGGUCCAGGACUCCUUCAACUCGCUCAUCGUCACCGUUCUCGGCCCCGAUCUUCUGGCUCGAUCAUCUUCCUUCGACCACGCAUGCAUCUCGAGCCAGACCUCGACGGUUCUCGAUUCUUGCACUUGUCUAGAAGGAAACGAGGCGGAAUAAAGUGGAUGCCGUUAGAACCUAACCCAAGUAUCGCAA